AUACGUCGUCUCGCGUCCCGCAAAGGCUGAUUUCCAACAUGUCGAGCUUGGACAAGUGUGCGACCUUAGAAAGGUACUCACGUCUUGAGCCUGUGACGCUCGGUGUUGCGCAGUGUUGCGCAGUCUUACGCUUACUCAGCAAACAAAAAUGAAAUGGAUACAAAUGAAUUCAUUUCGACAUUUUCGAAUUCACGCUUCAGAUUUUUCGAAUCGGUUUGAAUUUAAAAAUAAUAUAAUAUGGUUUUCUGAUACGCCACAACAACUUUUCGGUCUGAACGAUGGUCGACAAAUUUCCAAGUUAAAUGAAAACGUUAUGGAUAUAAUGCAGUACAAAAUUCUAUCAUAAGAGUAUCAUACACGCACACAGCUCCCUACACUCUGAAUUUAUAUCAAAUAGAAACUCUACUUUUAUCCAAAGGAUCCAAAAAGAUGGACAACGAUAAUGAGCAAUCUUCCCAAAUUACCAUUGAUUCCAUCGAAAGAAAAAGCGAGAUCGAUGUGGCACCCACACCUUCAGUAACAGAUGUCACUGAUGAAGAAUAUAUUCCCUCAGCAUCAGUGGAAACUGUUUCCGAUAUUGAGCGUUAUCAAUUAAUCGGCAAUAUCAGUGUUAUCAAUCAAUUGGAAGUUAAUCAAGAGAUACUUUGCAUCUGCUAUACGGAAACUUACGACUUUUUGGCGGCAGGACUGACAGAUGGGAAUAUAAAACUUUACAAAGUUAGCUCAGGAAGAAACACGCAUAUUUUAUGCGACGCGGAGAUAAUGCAAAAUCCGGCUCCGGUGACCGCUGUAAAGCAUCGACCAGUACGCAGAUCACACCCGAUCACUCGUACUCUGAUAGCGACUUAUGCCAAUGGCUGCGUUAAAUGCUGGCAUUAUCCAACUGCACAAUGCCUUUAUACGAUACGGGAAAGCCGGCAGACGCUUGGUUUGGCUUAUCAUCCACAAUUACCGAAAUUUGUCACUGUUGGCGACGAUGCAAAUUUAUAUUUAUAUGAUGAAGAAACAAAAACACAGGAAAGAGUGUUUCACGCAAGUGACUCGCCGGACGUCAUGGAUGGUCAUAAAUCCAGAGUCUUUAGCGCCUGCUUCAACCCCAAAUCUGCGUAUGAGAUCAUAAGCGCUGGCUGGGAUGACACCAUCCAAUUCUGGGAUAUCAGACAAGCUCAUUCUCUUCGAUUUAUAUCCGGUGUACAUAUGUGCGGGGAUGGCCUAGAUAUCAGUAGAAAUGGAAAAGAGAUCCUUACUUGUUCCUGGCAGAAGAACAAUCCUAUACAAUUAUGGGACUACAGUAGCGGCAAAUUGAUCAUCAGUUUGGAGCCAGACAGUUACUCCUCUUUAUUGUACGUUGGAAAAUACGUAACAAAUAUGUACAUUGCAUGCGGUGGCUGCGACACUAAUCUCAUCAGAAUUGUUGAUUUACGAUCUCAGUCUACUAUAGCUAUGAUGAAAUACUUCAAAGGUGUGUAUAGUUUGGACGUCGGCCCAUUAGCAUCGAAGUAUAGUAAACGGAUUCUUCCAAAGAUUGCGUUUUGCGCUGGAACAACCAUUUUUGAAAUAGACGCACAGCCUAGUUGAUUGAUUUAUGCUAUACACAUGUUUGUUACGCAAAUGUAUAUAAUUUUGCAAUUUCCAUAAUUAUUCUGUCUCAAAGUUUGCAAAAAAAUAUAUUAUUAUUUAUUUCACAUGUGCUUUCCAAAGUAUAACUAGCUAAUGAUUGUUAAUAUAACGUUUGUAAAUAGCUAUAAGAUUUUGAUAAGUCUAUUUUUUUGAUAAUCAUCGUAAAAUAGCGAUUCUUUAAAAAAAAUUUAUAUAGCAAAGUGAUAUUUCAUAUUGUGUAUAAUAUGUAAUGUUCGUUUUAGAUUGACAUGGUUUAAUUGUUUUCUAUAACAAAUUAAAAUAUGAUGUAGUAUACAUAACAUACUGUUAAAGAUAAAAUAAAAUGAUAAGAGGAAGAAAGAUGAUAAUAAAUACUAAUUAAAUAAUUGAUUAUUUUCUUCAUCUUCAAUAAGAAUCUUCCUCGAAAGCAAUGACACGUGCACUCAAGCAAUAAACAAUGUAUUUUAUUUAAUACAAACUAUAGUACAAAAUUUAUACAGAACAACGUACGGCUUUAUCAUCAUUUCUCAUAUGACAGCAAGUUCUCGUAUCGAGCGAACGCACACACUUAAGCAAGACUUAAGAGACGAAGGGGCGGAUUGGAGCGAUUGAAGGAACGGGGUAUGAGGGAUCAAGGGACAAUCACUAAAACUGAGCACAUCGAUUUGUGACAAUAUAAACUUACUUGACACGAGCAAAUUCAUCGGUUGACAAGCGACACGGUGUAGAAAAAGAUUGCUCGCGCACAAACACGGUGAGAGAGCAGAAAGCGCAUCGCAAUUUUUUUUUUUAAUUAUUUUUUCCUCAGUACUCGCGCCGUAGACGACACGUCCUGUUUCGUAAUACUUUCGCGGCGAUUAGGUGAUCGGAUAUCCGAUCCACAUCGGAUUCCACACGGGAAUCACUGGAUAUCUUAUGCAUUCAAAUAUACUCCAAACUUACGCUGGGAAACAUUCGAGACUUUGAAACGUCACUCCUCGCAACUCUCGCACAUAAAAGAGGGGACGAGUCACCUCCGGCUGCGAAACAUCGCAGAGGAAAAAAAAA
Molecule: messenger RNA, 2646 nt
Organism: Solenopsis invicta (red fire ant)
Lineage: Eukaryota; Metazoa; Arthropoda; Insecta; Hymenoptera; Formicidae
Exons: 8
Coding region: 430-1578 (382 amino acids)
Molecular function (GO): protein binding
Source: RefSeq, a predicted model, not a curated record